Xyrichtys novacula (pearly razorfish) is the source of this 1041-nucleotide messenger RNA. Lineage: Eukaryota; Metazoa; Chordata; Actinopteri; Labriformes; Labridae. The record is from the annotation of a GenBank genome assembly.
AUGAAGGAGGAAGACACUCCAGUCCAGAUUUCAGAGAUGAAAGAGCACACACAGGUCAAAGAGGAAGAUGUGGAUGUGUCUAUUACUCCAGACAUAAAGAAAGAAACUUCCAACAGUGCUGAAGUCCCCAAAUCAGAACCAACCAGUGAUUCUGAGCGGUUCCCAUCCUCACCUACAGCUGAGGAGAGUGUGAACCAAAGCAUUGAUGAUGAUGAAUGGAAUGAGGUUGAUGGAGCUUCAUCACCUGAUCAGGGUCCCAGUAUUGAAGUAAUUGUGAACCUGGAGCAGCCUGCAAGGGAUGAAAAAAUAUGCCGUUUUUGUGGCAGGAAUUUCAGAAAAGACAUUUUUCUGAUUAGGCAUGUAAACAGAAUUCACAAAGAACACAAAGCUUUUAAGUGUCUGGUGUGUAACAAGGAGUUUGACCAAAGGUUACACCUAGUGGUGCAUACAAAAGUGCAUACAGGAGCAAAAACACUUAAGUGUGAUUUCUGUGACAGAACAUUUACCCAGAACUCCAGUUAUAUUGUCCACAUGAGGGUGCACACUAGAGAAAAACCAUAUUUUCGCAAGAACUGUGGCAAAACUUUUGCUGUAAGCAAACAUUUAAAACAGUGCGAUAAGAAAAAUAAAUACAUAAUACCACCUAAAAAAGGGAAAAAUAUUCAAGAGAAGACACCCAAUAUUUGCCUUGAAUGCAAAAAGGUUUUUAGAUACAAGAACCAGCUUCUUAAGCAUGCCAGAAUUCACACUGGGGAAAAACCUUUUAGUUGUGAGAUCUGUGGUAAAACCUUUGCUCAGAGCUCCACUCGAAAUGUUCAUCUGAGGGUACACAGUGAAGAAAAACCAUACUUUUGUAAGAAUUGUGGCAAAAAAUUUAAAUGUAGUAAGCAUUUAAAAUUAUGCAGAAGCAGAGGUGGGGAGAGACCAUUUCGCUGUUUAACCUGUGGUAGAACUUUUUUCACAAAUUCAGACCUGGAAAUGCAUUUUGAGGUCCAUGAGGCGUGGAAACGACACCUUAAUGAGAAAGUUCAAGAAACUUAA